Messenger RNA from Portunus trituberculatus (swimming crab), 3293 nucleotides. RefSeq names its product protein mono-ADP-ribosyltransferase PARP3-like. The transcript has 14 exons. Lineage: Eukaryota; Metazoa; Arthropoda; Malacostraca; Decapoda; Portunidae. Gene Ontology annotation, cellular component: site of double-strand break. Bases 177 to 1730 code for a protein of 517 amino acids. The record is from RefSeq and is a predicted model, not a curated record. Gene Ontology annotation, molecular function: NAD+ poly-ADP-ribosyltransferase activity.
GGUGUAGCUGCCAGCAAGUUCACACAGGCCCUGACAGGUGCCUCCGUCACCCUGCUUGUUUUAGCCACACAAAACUAAGCGGCAAAACACCGAGCUUGCCAGAUAGCAGUAGAACGCAGUGGAAGGAUAACUGUGUGAGAACUAUUAAAGGAGAGCCAGACCAAACUGUUACUGAGAUGGCACGAGGAAAGAGGGCUACCCGUAAACGAAAGUUAGUCAAACAAGAAGAUGAAGAAGAGGUGCCAGAAAAGCUUCAGCGGGAGGACAGUGCUACCACUCAGCUGAGGAAUGCCAUCAAUGAAACAAAGGCUACUGCCUCCAAGGAAAAGAAAAAAGGGAACUUCAAGGCUGAUGGUGUGUUAUUGCUAGAGUUCCCAAAGGCUGCCAUCUAUGAAGACUAUACCUGCAUGCUAAACCAAACCAAUAUUGGGCACAACAAUAACAAGUUUUACAUUAUUCAAGUCACUGAGAACAAAAAGAAUAGCUUCACUUGCUUCACACGUUGGGGACGAGUGGGAGAAGAAGGACAGCACAACUUAGAUAAUCAUAAAGAUGUGGAGCAGGCAAUAAAGGCAUUUAAGAAGAAAUUUAAGGAUAAAACAAAAAAUGAUUGGGACAAAAGAGACAAUUUCACUGCUCAUCCAGGAAAGUACACCAUGAUUGAUAUUGAGGAGGAUGAUGAAGAGGAAGAAGCUGAUGCAGUAGAUGGAGGAAAGCAAUUGGCUAAGAAAUCAGCAUUCUCUGGAGAUUGUUCUCUUAACUACAGGACUCAGUUGAUGAUCAUGAUAAUAUUUUCAGAAGACAUGUUCACCAAACAAAUGUCAAUUAUGAAUUUAGACAUCAAGAAGAUGCCACUAGGGAAGCUGAGCAAAGUGCAGAUUGCCAAGGGACUCGAGGUGCUGCUGGAUAUUGAAGCAGCAAUAAAAAACAAUGAGCCCCGGCAUGUACUCAUGGACUUGUCAUCAAAGUUUUACACACACUGUCCUCAUGACUUUGGCCGAAUGGUGCCGCCAGUUCUGGAUACAGAUUCCAUCAUUCAGCAGAAGAAGGAAGUCAUGAUGACCCUUGGUGACAUUGAAUUGACACAGUCCCUUCAGAAAGACAAGGUAGAGAAAGACAUCCAUCCUCUACUUGAAAAAUACCAGAUGCUUGACUGUGCAUUGGAGCUUCUCAGUAAAAACAGUGCAGAAUUCAAGUUACUUGACCAGUACUCUAAGGCCUGCAAAAAUACUAGGAAAGGACCUCUCUUGGAUAUUUGGCGAAUUGACCGACACACAGAUUCUACAGAUUCGAAUCCAGUAAUCGUCUCCCGCCCAGCCCUAAUCACUACCACGGAGCGGUUUGCUAUUGUUUUUUCUAGCCUGGUUAAUACAUAUCUUUUUUUUUUUUCAGUCAGUCCACAUUUUGGCAAAUUUGAAGGUGAGAAUAAUGUGGGAUUCAUGUUCUUGGUGGAGGUGGCACUUGGAAAAGAGAAGAGCAUUCUUCAGUGUGACACUUCCCUCACAAAAGCUCCUCCAGGCUUUGACAGUGUUGUGGCUAGAGGAAGCAGUGAACCAGAUCCCAAGAAGGAUAAGAAAACUGUGUUAGAUGGCAAAGAAGUCAUUGUCCCUGUUGGAACUCCUGUAUCUCAGAAAGCUUGGGCAAAAAGCCAUUUUGGUCAGAGUGAAUACCUUAUCUACAAGGAGAGCCAAGCAAGACUCCGAUAUAUGCUGAAAUUCUCAUUUGACUAGGAGAGUUAUAGUAUAGUAUUCCUCAAGAUUUAUACAUAGAAGCCUUUCAGUAAUGAUUUUGUUUUGCAUGUAUGAAAUAAGACAGAUUUUCUAGGGAAUUUAGUAAAAGAGACAUCAGUAAACACGGCUAAGUAAGAGCUAUUAAUUUGCAACAGUACAAUGAUAGCUACACUGACACAGAUAAGGUAGACUUAGACCAGAUGACCAGAUUAAAUUGAGACCUCAGAUCCAAGCAACUGAGAAAUGGACCAUCAAAGAGGUGCAGAUAAAAGCUCAGAUAUGUUACCUUGAGAAUGUAGUGGAAAUGAAAAGAGACAGUGAAUAUAUGAUUGUGGUGGAUGUGGAUGUUGGAAAGUCCCUUCCAGCUAUGUAGGAAGACUAGGUACUGAAAAAGAAAUAGUGAGGAUGGCUUUGGGAUCCGAGUGGUCUCCAAGCGCACGGGUUCGAAUCCUGUCCACGGUCUGAGUGUAGGUUGGGCUUCCUCACUCGGGGCAACGGUUUCCUAGCGGGUGGGCUUUGAGAUAGGGGGUACCGAAGAAGUAUCCCCUUUAGCCCAUAAAUUCCCGUGAAAAGCCCACAUGGUAUAAAAAAAAAAAAAAAAAUGUACAAAGAUAGAGUAGGUGUGAACAUUGACAAGUUGAGAUUACUGAUGUGACCCAUGAAGAUACUAAGCAAACUACAUAAGUUGUGGAUGGGCUUAUCUACCGAUGCUGUGGAAAGCCUGACUUGGCAUUCCUGUUAAAGAUAGUUGCUGGAACUCCAAUUAGGUUAAGAAGAGACAAGAGAAGUAAAAUUUUUUGGAUAUGGAAUGAAAUAAUGCAAUGGGAGCUGAACACAACUUAUACAUUACUAUAAGAAAGUAGAUGGGAAGUGUGAUGAAAGUACAUGUGAGUGAUUUGGCAUGUCUAGUGAGAUAGCAGGUGUUAGCUAAAAUACAGAGAAACAGUGUAGAUAACUUAUAGAAAAUGAGAUGAUAAGAAGUGAGUAAUUGUUGACUGUGUGGGUAUCUUCUGAAGAAGUGUGGUAAGCUAGUAGAAAGGGAAAUAAUUGAAAUGUGCAGACAGCUUGAAGACAAUGAGGUGAUGAGGAUGAUAGAUUAGACAGUAAGUGAUAGAAAGAAAGAAAAUUGAAGUUUAAAGAGAGGUAGACAAGUGGAUGAAAAUACUUAUUUCUGAUACCUUGUGUUGGUCCUAAGGGAUAAACAUUAGAUUGACAAAGUUAUUAUAGGUGAUUGUAGUUUGAAUUUUGCUUUAAUAAGUAGUAAGGAAAAUGUUAUGUUUUCUCUUUGAAGUUUAUUUAAAAUUUGUUAAUUAAUGUUAGCAGAAUUUGUAUGAAAGAGUGAUACUGAUACUGAAGCACAGUAUCAGUAUGGAUAGGUCAAACUGAACUUGGGGAAGCUGUGAAUAACCAGCUGAUAACACAAGUCCAGUACGGUGGGAUUGGUAAGAAGUCCAAAACUAGAGAUUUGUUGAUAAAGAUUUUGUUAAGAUAUAUUGACCAGUUUAUAUUGUUUGUGUAAAGGAAUGUUUCCCAUGUAGCCUAGCCAAGAUUGCUGUCAUGACU